CAGUUUUAUGAAGCUGUUGAGGAGAAUGUUACGUGACCGGAUGAGCUGUACUUAAUCUGUUUGGUGUCAUUUCACAUAUUCUCAGAUAUUUUCGACUCAGUAAACGUGCGAUUGAUGAGCUCAGCCUUGGUCUCUGUGUGGUCCUUUCCGGGAGGGUCGAGAGAACGAACCAGUAGAGAGGGGUUACAAUGGUGCCGUGAUUCCCGUUUGUGAUCAAUUCAGAGCCGAUCUCCGGGGGGACGACGACAACAAGGCCUACAGCAGAGAACAGUGAGGACGUCGCACGUGUCAUCCGUUCAAGUGGACUGUGAUUGCCAGAUUCUCCGGUUAAAGAAUUUUUUUUUUUCUCUUUUCUUCUCUGACGAACUUUUAAAAGGGAAAAAUACAUUUCGUUGGACUGCAGAUAAGUAAAGUGAUUUAAACAACAGUUUUAUUUGAUUAAUCUGACUUUUGAGUUUAGCUUUAGAAUAUUUUGAAUCUUUUGCAUUUGAGAAAAUGGCUGAGGGUGGUGCAGAAAAUUCCUUUUUCGGGAUUGGACGGGGUAAAUAUCGGAUGCAGUUCUCUGACACCAAGCCAGGGUCAGGUGAAUUCGGUUAUAAGGCUCACAUUCCUGAUGGUACUAGGGGGAAUUAUGUAGCUCAUGAUGUAAACAAAACUUUCCCUAUUACUUCUACACCAAAGCCAUGCAAUGUAGAGGGUUCUAGCGAUCGAGACGUCAGCGAUUUCGGGGCUAUAGUUAAAGAAUUGGGCAGACAAAUUGGUGACUCCGUAACGGCCAACAUUUUGUCAGGGGGUGAAUUUCCCAGAACUACUAAUGGUAAUAACACAGGCUCUCAAUGUGCUAAUCUUGAUUUGUCACAGUUGAAUGUCAUUCUGAAAUCAGAUGAAAGAGACCCCCCAGUGUUUAGAGGGGAUGGGUUAGGCAGAUGUGACAUUCAAGAAUGGAUUGAUAUGAUGCAAGUUUACCUGCAAAAGAGAAAUGUCAGGAUUACUGAACAGGCUAAUGAGAUUGUUGGUCAUCUAAUGGGCAGGGCCAAAGACAUUGUGAAAGUAGCCCUACGCAGCAACCCUGCUCUUGACUGCACAAAUCACCCUGAGAUUAUUUACAGUAUACUAAGGCAACACUUUAGUGACGUGUCUUACUCAAGCAUGCCACUCGCAGACUUUUACAGUACAUUGCCUAAACACGGUGAAAAUCCCUUUGACUACUGGCUUCGUCUUAAUAAGGCAGCAGAUAUAGCCGACGAGUGUCUCAGGGGACAGGGUAGAAGAAUGGACAACUUAAAUUCUGAAGUUGCAAUGAUGUUUGUGAGGAAUUGCCCACAGCCUGAUUUAGCACGCACUUUUAAAGUAAGGCCGCUAGAAUGCUGGACCGCGAAAGACGUUCAGGAGCUUUUGGACAGUUUCCAACGUGAGCUUAAACUAAGACCGAACCCUAACACCUACCCAGUCUGCCAUAAUGCACAAACGUCCAUACAAAAUUGUGGAAAUUCUAACAUUGUUUCUGAGUCUGCAUUAGUGUGUCUGAAGCAGGGGACAAACGGGCCUGGUGAAUCUAAGCAGGAUGCGAAGGAUCAGUCUGGACUGGAUCGAAUGGCUGACAUGCUCGCUCAGUUGAUCGAAGUCUCGAAGACAAAAGGAGAAGAGUAA
Molecule: messenger RNA, 1650 nt
Organism: Carassius auratus (goldfish)
Lineage: Eukaryota; Metazoa; Chordata; Actinopteri; Cypriniformes; Cyprinidae
Exons: 3
Coding region: 496-1650 (384 amino acids)
Source: RefSeq, a predicted model, not a curated record